AUGCAGUUCUCAAUCAUCGCUACCUUCUCCGGUUUGAUCGCCCUUGCUGCGGCCUACACCACUCCUGUGGGUGCCGAGCCUCAGGGAAACCCCAUCUCUGCUCCUGGCUUGAACCAGCAGGUUCCUAUUGGAUCUCCCUUCACCAUCACCUGGACUCCUACCUCCGCCCCCAACACCGUGACUUUGGUUCUCAUGCGCGGCCCUUCAACCAAUGUGGUCCCUCUCUCCGUUAUCGUUGAGAAAAUCCCCAACACCGGAACCUACAGUUGGACUCCUGCUAGCGGCCUUGAAGUCGAUACCACCCAUUAUGGAAUCCAGUUGAUUGACGAUGUCACCGGUUUCUACCAGUACACCACCCAGUUCGGUAUUGCUGCCGACCCCAACGCUGUUACUUCAAGCUCUGUACCCGCCACCACCAGCACUACCGCUGUUUCAUCCUCGACCGCCCCCACUACCACUUCAUCCACCACCGCCGUUGUUUCAAGCAGCAGCACUACCGUCUCUUCGUCCCUUACCGUUAAGCCCAUGGACACCGUUGUGUACAGCACUGUCAUUGCGACUGUCACUUCAUGCCCUGCUUCGGUCUCAAACUGCCCUGGAAAGACUGUUGCCCCUGUCUCUAGCGUCCCUACCUCUGCCGUCAUUGCUACUUCGUGGGCCAACAGCACCAUGGCUACCGCUACCGGCACCAAGAAUGCUACUGCUGUUGCCUCAACUGGAUUUGCUGUUUCCACCACUGCCUCACCUUCCCAGUUCACCGGUGCUGGUGACAAGAUCAGGGUUGGAUGUGCUAUGGGUGCCGUCUUGGUUGCCGCUCUUGCGCUUGCCAUGUAA
Messenger RNA from Morchella importuna, 834 nucleotides. RefSeq lists its product as uncharacterized. Lineage: Eukaryota; Fungi; Ascomycota; Pezizomycetes; Pezizales; Morchellaceae. The transcript has 3 exons. The record is from RefSeq and is a predicted model, not a curated record. Bases 1 to 834 code for a protein of 277 amino acids.